Messenger RNA from Impatiens glandulifera, 1167 nucleotides. RefSeq names its product chorismate mutase 1, chloroplastic. Gene Ontology annotation, biological process: chorismate metabolic process; aromatic amino acid biosynthetic process. The record is from RefSeq and is a predicted model, not a curated record. Lineage: Eukaryota; Viridiplantae; Streptophyta; Magnoliopsida; Ericales; Balsaminaceae. Gene Ontology annotation, cellular component: cytoplasm. Gene Ontology annotation, molecular function: chorismate mutase activity. Bases 62 to 1009 code for a protein of 315 amino acids. The transcript is spliced from 6 exons.
CCAGGUUCAAUUUGCAUUUCAUUGUCGUCUAUCUCUUUUCUUCUUCUUCUUUCGUCUAAUCAUGGAGGCUAAUUUGUUCCCCAUCAAUCUUCACGGCUUCAACCCUUCUUCCAAACCAGGACGUCUCUUGAAAUCAUCAAGAUUCACAACUAUCCGGUCUUCACUCCCUCCCAGACACGGCGCUCGCUCUGUUCAGGCGAAUGCAAUGUCAAUUUUGUUCCCACAGAAGGAAAGAGUUGAUGAAAGUAAAAGCUAUACUUUAAAUGGUAUCAGACAUUCUUUGAUUCGACAAGAGGACAGUAUAAUAUUCAGCCUGUUAGAAAGAGCUCAAUAUUCUUUGAAUCCAAAUACAUAUGAUCCUAAUGCUUUUCCAGUUGAUGGGUUUAGCGGGUCUUUGGUUGAGUUUAUGGUCAAAGAAACUGAGAAGCUUCAUGCUCGUGUUGGUAGAUACAAGAGUCCUGAUGAACACCCUUUUUUCCCAAGGGACUUACCAAACCCCAUUCUUCCACCUUUAAAGUAUCCACAGGUUCUUCAUCCAAUUGGUUGCCUGAUCAAUAUUAACAGAAAAGUAUGGGAUAUGUACUUUAAAAACCUUCUUCCCAGAUUGGUUAAGGAAGGAGAUGAUGGUAAUUGUGGAUCAACAGCAGUCUGUGACACAAUUUGUCUUCAGGCCCUUUCGAAGAGAAUUCACUAUGGGAAAUUUGUAGCAGAGGCUAAGUUUCGAGCUUCGCCCGAGGACUAUACAAGUGCAAUAAAAGCACAAGACCGAAAAUGGCUGAUGGAUUUACUUACAUAUCCAAUGGUUGAAGAAACAGUGAAGAGAAGGGUGGAGAUAAAAUCGAAAACUCAUGGUCAAGAAGUGGUGAUUAAUCAGGGAGAUGAACUGGUUUCAGGUUCAGAUCCGAAUUACAGAAUAAAACCAAACUUGGUUGGGGAUUUGUAUGGAGAUUGGAUCAUGCCAUUGACAAAGGAAGUUCAAGUUGAGUAUUUGUUAAGAAGACUUGAUUGACCUGUAAUAAUAAUAAUAAUAUGUUAUUAGAUUACUUACUACUUAUGUAUUAUAAAUCAAUGCCCCAAUGUUUGGCCUCCCCUGUUUUAGAACAAAACAAAAUCUUAUCUAUUUGCCGACCAAUGAAUGUUGUCUUAAUCUUAUAUUAAUUAAUUCUA